Molecule: messenger RNA, 2063 nt
Organism: Diaporthe batatas
Lineage: Eukaryota; Fungi; Ascomycota; Sordariomycetes; Diaporthales; Diaporthaceae
Exons: 5
Coding region: 426-1982 (518 amino acids)
Molecular function (GO): FAD binding
Source: RefSeq, a predicted model, not a curated record
GCACAUAAACCAGGUUUUUUUAAGAUCUUACGAUAUUCAGGUGAACCAGAUGCCUAAGCUCCCUGUAUCAGGGGCCCGCAAGCAUCCAGCCACUUCCCUGCCCCCAUAAGGCUCCUCCCCCUCGGGCGAUCUUUGAAAAUAACAUUGUGGAGCCCCUGGACGAUCGCCACAUAUCCACCGGAUCACGGCUCACACAGCAACCGUUCGUUGUAUUUUCAUCACAGCAGCCGGCGACAUCCGGAUCUUAGCCAGAAACUGAGUCGCCGACACAGUCCCGUCCUCUGAAUAUUCACACUUAAGCCACUUGACACGGCGCCGAUCAGGGUUCAAACGGGAAAGCAAUCAGGUCUCGCCGUCUACUACGCCAAACAGCAAGCAACUUCACAGGCUUCAUAUCAUUCCUUUCAGUUCUUAUCACCUACACAAUGGGAGAAUAUCUUGCAACAUCCCAGAUGGAAGAACACGUUGACCUCGUGGUCGUUGGUGGCGGGCCAACUGGCCUCUUAUCAGCUCUCUUGGCCCGCCGUCUUGGUCUCACUGUCAGCAUAGUCGACGCAAAAUCUGGCCCGCUGGACUUGGGAAGGGCAGAUGCCCUCAACGCUCGGACCCAACAAUAUUUCGAGGUUGUCGGCAUCCUGGAUGAGCUUAUCCCCGAUGGCCUGAAGUGCAACACCAGCUCAACGUACGGCCAGGGAGAGUGGAAGUCGCGCCAGAACAAGUGGUGGGUAGGCCUCGAGCACUGCCUGCACAAGAACUUCCUCAUGAUCGGCCAGCCCGUGAUCGAGAGCAUCUUGACGCAGCGGCUGAAGGAGGUCGGCACGAGCGUGCACUACAGCGAGAACGUGAGCGGCAUCGAGGAGUCGGACGACAGCGUCUCAGUGUCAACCGACCUCGGCCGCAAGAUCUACGCAAAGUACGCCGUCGCAGCCGAUGGGGCCCGCUCCACCAUCCGCAGCGCCCUCGGCAUCAGCUUCACCGGCACCAAGCCCGAGAUGCUGUGGGCGGUCCUCGACACCUUUAUCGAGACCGACUUCCCGGUCUCUCCCGAGAUCGUGACGUUCGAGCUGAACGGUGAGGCACGCGUCUCCUGGAUCCCCAGGGAGCGCGGCAUGGCCCGGUUCUAUGUUCUCCUGAAGGGCGGCGAGGUCACCCAGGAGAGGGCGGAAGCCAGCAUCCGGGAGCAUCUCGCGCCGCACAAGGUGGAGUUCAAGAAGACGGAGUGGUUUAGCACAUUUGACGUCAAGGAGAGGAUAGCGGGCACCUUCGUCACAAAAGAGGGCAGGGGCCGCAUCCUUCUGGCGGGAGACGCCGCGCAUGUGCAUUCUGUCAACGGCGGACAGGGGUUGAAUACCGGCGUCGCAGAUGCAUUCGCCCUCAGCUGGCGGGUCGCCACGGCGGUCAAAAAUCAGAGGCUGACACCGGAUGGCGCGCUUAAGCUCAUCCGCAGCUACGACACGGAGAGGAGGACGGUUGCGCAGAACGUCAUUGACGUGGCAGCCGCCCUGGUCAGGGACACCGUCAGGACUGCUACAAAGUAUGUCUCGACGAUUGAGAAGAACGCGGGUUACAUUACGGGGAUGGGAGUCUCCUACGACGAGGUCGGGUCAGAGCUUAUCCAGAACUCCAGCAGCGGGCUCUGGAUAGCCGGCAAGCGGUGCCCUGACAUUGAGCUCACGCCGGUGGCCUCCGAGUCGAAACAGGCCACUCGGCUUUACUCGAUCGUUGAGUACGGAAAGUUUCUUGUUCUGUCAAUCGGCGGAUCCCCUGAAGAGGGAAGUACAUCCAGCUUCGAGGACGUCGCCAGGGUCCUGACUUUGCUCCCCGAAGGCGCCGCUGCGUCACCGUCGACCGGGGAGGCCUUCAGCUCGGGCCUGAUCGGGUCGGGCGAGUCAUUCACUGUCGUCAUCCGUCCCGACAUGUAUAUCGGGUAUGUGGGGACUGGAAGCGGCUGGAGGGACUACUUGGGCACGGUCUUUGCAUAAUUCUGGGAACAGGAUGGAAUAGAAAUUGUAUCAUCAUUAGACUACCAUGUUUUGUAAUUCGCAACUCACGAUUUGUGUAAA